Messenger RNA from Aspergillus oryzae RIB40, 1335 nucleotides. RefSeq lists its product as uncharacterized. NCBI's taxonomy places the organism in Eukaryota, Fungi, Ascomycota, Eurotiomycetes, Eurotiales, Aspergillaceae. The transcript has 2 exons. Bases 1 to 1335 code for a protein of 444 amino acids. The record is from RefSeq and is a predicted model, not a curated record.
AUGAGCCUCGACGAGCGCCACGAGACGCUCAUCAUCGGAAUCCCUUCCAGUCACGUUCUCCAUCCGGUGUUGCUCCCACGAGAUCCGAAGUAUUACAUAGACUCGUGGAUCGAGGUCGCCUCGCAGCCCUCCUCCUCGUCGCUUUCCUCCAUUGCUACCAAUGAUGACAUCAUCACAACGGGUCUGCGUGUCGAGCAACAUGGGUCGAGAGCAUACCAUCAUCGUAGUCGACGACGGCGUCUGCAGCGCCUGGCUGCUGUCACAGCGGCUCAGGUUGACUAUUCGUCCCGUGAACAGAGCAGUAGUCAGGAUGAGUACGAGGAAAGUGAAAGUGAAUCGGACCGCGUUAUGACAAAUUCCAAUGAAGACAUGCCUCAAAGACCCCUGGGAGGUCCGCUAUUAGCCCACUCUGGGCCUCCGUCGAUGUCGGAUAUUCCCUCGAGUGACGAGGAUGAUGCAUCAACAGCGCUGGGGAUGCGAAUCAGCUCGUCCCCGUUUGUCCCACAGCCAAAUGUCUUCUCCCAUCCGCCGGCAUCGCAAAACCCAGCCUGGACCAGGCCAGUUGAGAGGCGUCGUCCUCAGCCUAGCGAAGUAUCGAAUUCCAGCCGUCAAACGGCCAUCCGACGGAACUCUCAGGCCGGCAUAAGACCAGCUCACAGGCAAUCACAACAGCAUAGCCCAUACAAUAUGAUUUCACCGUCUUACCAGGCAGACCACGAUGCUGCUCUCCGCUCAAGUCUCUCCACCCUUCUUUCUUGUGCGGCCGCUGCACGGGGUCUGCCGAAAUCCGACCCCCAACCUUCCCCAGCCUCGGGGCCUUCUCGAGCACAGCCAGCUUCGUUCCGACUAGUGUCGGAGUCAGUUGCAAUGGGGGAACAUCUAUCUGAAGAAGUGCCCACAUCGGCUGUCGAGACCAACACAUCUAGGCGGCCCAUGAGUCAUAAUCCAACCGUGGCUAGUUAUUCACCACGCCCUUCUCCCUCCGCUCCGAAGGUGAGACGGCGGUCUAGUUCCCCGAGAGAACACCACGCCUCGGCAUCUAGGAAGAGUCGUCGGGCAACCACGGCAGACUCGGCAGCUAGUCCUACGAUUAUGACAUGGGUUAUCAGCGCUGGUGUCGUGGUUCUCUUCUCGGCAAUCAGCUUUUCAGCAGGUUAUGUGAUUGGCCGUGAGGUCGGAAGGAUGGAGGCAAGCACAGGAGUCGGAUCCGUCAUGGGUGAUGGCAAUUUUUCUGGUGGCAGAACGUCCGCGGCUUGUGGCCAAGAAGCCAUCAAGGGAGGCUUGAAGCGGCUCCGAUGGAGCUCUGGAGCUGCUGGAUCAGGAGUCAUUGCAUGA